AAUGGAUUGGAUCAGUGCGAGUAAUUUCUAAAAUAAUUUUAAGCAUUUGUAAACAGAAAAAAGAGACGAAAUGUAAUUUGCGGAAACUUAUCCACCAGUCGCUUUUUGCCAUAAUUCGCGUGCUUUGCUCUCGCUCACUCUUAAGUAAAUUUCUCUUUUGUGUUCAAAUGAGCUCAUUUUGCAUGCCAUUACUGAUUAAAUUGUUGUAUUGUUUUAUUGCUGUUUAAUUGAGAUUUUAAUUUCUGCAUAUUAAAAUUUAAUUUACUUUAGUCAAUAUUUCAAUGUUUAUCAACAUCACGUCGUCUCCAUGAGCGUCGAUUUGUUCAACUUUUCGUAUUUAAUUCAAACCGACAACCGGGUCAACUCUUACUUUCAACUUUUAGCUUAUUUACUGAUGAAAGUCUAAAUCAAUUAACGUUUGAAAUAGUUUUCUAUUUUCGUACUCUUGCGAUUGUGAUUGAUUACUGUGACGGUAGUUUGUUUCCAAAUGCAUUUUGUGACAUUGGGGCGAGGCUCACCGUCGACUUUCGUAGGAAAAUCAAAAUGGGUGGGAAGGCGGCAGCGAAACGUUUGUUACGUGCCAGAAGUCUGCUGCAUUGUUCGCGAAUCUGCGGAUAUCCACUGUAACAAUUGUUCUGCUAUGAGGCAUGUUUGUAUAUGUGUGCAUGUGUAUGUAUGUAUGUAAAUUUUUUCACAGUAGUUAGUGCUGUUUUGUUUUACAUAUGUACAUAUAUCGAUUCGGUUGGACGCUUCGUUUUUAUCGCUGCUGUCGUUGCUGCGCACGUAGUUGCAACUUUCCGAGUAUAUGGACAACAACACGGUGUCGCAUCGCGAGGAAGAAACUUCCUCUUUGACGAAGAAUAAUCGUCAAAACAAACGAAAGCUUCCCGGUAACGAUUCUGGGCCUACAGGAAAAAAGGGUCGUCCUAGUUCUGAUAUAACGGCGAAUGUGAAGUUACCAGCACAUGGUUACCCUUUGGAACAUCCUUUCAACAAGGAUGGCUACCGUUACAUUUUAGCAGAACCUGAUCCACAUGCUCCAUUCCGGCAAGAGUUCGACGAAAGCUCUGAUUGGGCUGGUAAACCAAUACCAGGCUGGUUAUAUAGAACUCUAGUGCCAAACUGUGUUCUAUUGGCUUUGCAUGAUCGAGCACCGCAACUGAAAGUUUCCGAAGAUCGUUUAGCUGUUACUGGGGAGAAGGGAUACUGUAUGGUACGCGCCACACAUUCGGUGAAUCGUGGGCGCUGGUAUUUUGAGGCUGUUGUUGAAGAAAUGCCAGAGGGCGCUGCAACGCGAAUGGGCUGGGGUCAGGAGUACGGCAAUCUGCAAGCCCCUCUCGGCUAUGACAAAUUCGGUUAUUCCUGGCGGUCACGAAAAGGUACCAGAUUCCAUGAAAGCCAUGGUAAACACUAUAGUGACGCUUAUGCGGAAGGUGAUGUUUUGGGUUUCUUAAUCGAUUUGCCCGAUGAAACGGACACCAACUACUUACCCAAUACCUUUAAGGACAGACCUCUUGUAAAGUUUAAGUCACAUUUAUAUUAUGAAGAUAAGGAUAAGGUGCAAGAAACACUGAAGGGCCUUAAAGUACUGCCAGGCAGUACAAUCGAGUAUUUUAAAAACGGUAAAUCACAAGGUGUGGCUUUCACAGAUAUAUACGGUGGUUCUUAUUACCCUACCAUAUCCAUCCACAAGAACGCCACGGUAGCUGUGAAUUUCGGACCGAACUUCAAGCAUCCCGAAGUAUUGAACGAAUCUAAAGCUAAAGGAAUGUGCGAACGAGUCGAGGAGUUAAUAAGUGAACAGUGCCUAUCAGAUAUAAUGUACUUGACAGAGAAUGAUGGAAAGCUGCGUCUGGAUAAUUUUAAUUUCAGUAAAUUAAAGUGAAAAAUCCUUUUUGAUGUUCACUGUGAUGCAGUUAAUGAUGCUAAAUAGGUAAAGGCUAACUUAAGAAGUUUAUUCUACCUGAAGAAAGCGUACACAAGAUCAUUGGCGAUUCCACAUACAGCCCAUUAGACAUAUGAGACAACCAAAAUUCAACAAGAUUCGGAUAAAAAAAAAAUAUAUAUAUAUAUUUUGAUUCGGAAUUUAAUAUGAAAAAAAAUAAGCUAAAUAAAAAAUA
This is a messenger RNA of Bactrocera latifrons, 2120 nucleotides long. RefSeq names its product set1/Ash2 histone methyltransferase complex subunit ASH2 (gene ash2). Gene Ontology annotation, molecular function: transcription cis-regulatory region binding; protein binding. Gene Ontology annotation, cellular component: Set1C/COMPASS complex. Lineage: Eukaryota; Metazoa; Arthropoda; Insecta; Diptera; Tephritidae. The coding region runs from base 806 to 1885 and encodes 359 amino acids. The record is from RefSeq and is a predicted model, not a curated record. The transcript has 6 exons.